Yamadazyma tenuis ATCC 10573 is the source of this 915-nucleotide messenger RNA. RefSeq names its product Clg1p (gene CLG1). Gene Ontology annotation, molecular function: protein kinase binding; cyclin-dependent protein serine/threonine kinase regulator activity. Gene Ontology annotation, cellular component: nucleus; cyclin-dependent protein kinase holoenzyme complex. Gene Ontology annotation, biological process: regulation of cyclin-dependent protein serine/threonine kinase activity. Lineage: Eukaryota; Fungi; Ascomycota; Pichiomycetes; Serinales; Debaryomycetaceae. The record is from RefSeq and is a predicted model, not a curated record.
AUGGCACCUCCUUCCCAUCACCUUCACCCACAGGCCCCCGCUCAACAAGCGCAGCAGCCGCCAACUGGAGGCAUUAACUCUGUGUUGGAGUACGACUUGACCAAUAUGUCGACGUUUUUGAGUUGGUGUGCAUUUGGAAUGUUGAAGCAAAACAGGAACCCUACCAAGGAUUUUGAAGGCUUGGUAAACUCGGUACUAUUUGCUACCAGGUUACCCAAAAGUACCAUCAUCAUCGCCUUGGAGUACAUGAAUCAACGGUUUUCGUCCAAGGGAAUCAACACCUUGUCGGAAUCGGAAAUCUUCAUCAAGUUGAUUGUGGGAUUGAUUCUCGGUAACAAGUUUAACGAUGAUAACACCUUUACCAACCGGUCAUGGUGUGGGGCCACGGGCUUGCAAAUCUCCGUGUUGAACGAGGAAGAAAUGACGUGGUUGCAGGAAGUGAAGUGGAACUUGAAUGUGGUAAACUUUGAGAGUAACAUCAUUACUUUAGAAGAAUGCUGGAAAACUUGGUUGGAAAAAUACACUCCUAAAGAUGUUUCGGUUUCGACUUACUCGAGUCCCGUGUAUUCAAACCCAAGUAUACCAUCGUCUCCAGUUUCUCCUGAUUACAAUGUUUACUAUCCAUCAUCUUCUCCCACGUUACCUUACUCCAAUUCGUCUCCAACCAAAUACCUGGAUGCUAUGUGGAACCCCCAACAACCUGUACCGCACCUAGCUGUUCAAUCACUUCCCUCAAAUGCAAAUGUGAAUCACCAUCAACACCAACACCAACACCAACACCAAAACAGUAUUUGGUCUUAUACGCCCAAUUACCCUAACAACCUACCAAUAAGCCACCAACCAAUUCAGUACUUGAAUUCUAAUUUUGUCGGCUACACCAACCCCUACUACACAUUUAACAUGGCUUCUUGUUAA